This is a messenger RNA of Penicillium diatomitis, 828 nucleotides long. Its product is annotated as sulfotransferase family protein. The transcript is spliced from 3 exons. Bases 1 to 828 code for a protein of 275 amino acids. The record is from RefSeq and is a predicted model, not a curated record. NCBI's taxonomy places the organism in Eukaryota, Fungi, Ascomycota, Eurotiomycetes, Eurotiales, Aspergillaceae.
AUGGAGAAGUCUACAGAGCAACAACGCUGGAGAGAUCCAUUUGCCGGAGAACCACCACGCGACCCAAGUCGUACUUUGCAGGUGAUUGGAGCUGGACUCCCUCGCACAGGGACCAUCUCGUUAACACUGGCGUUGACCUGGGCCUUACAUGGCGACGUAUGUCACGGAGGCUCUGCUUGCCUCCGUGGAAAAGAGCAUAUCAUCAAAGGAUGGACCAAGUGUUUGGAUCCUCCCAAGGAUGUCUCACAAGAGGAAGUCGACAAGACCCUGAAAGACUUGCUCGUCGGCUAUGUUGCGACAACCGAUGCACCUGCCAUCUUCUUCGUCGAAGAGCUGGUUCGGCUGUAUCCUGAUGCAAAGGUGGUGUGCACGACUCGUGAGCCCACUCGAUGGUGGGAGAGCUACCAAGAGCUCAUUAACACCCUGGACAACCCCCUGUUCAUCCUGCUGCAAUUGGUGCAACCGACGCUGCGCUAUUCGCUCGCUUGGAAGUUGGCAAUUGUGAAGCGCAGGCGCCAAAUAUACCCUGCAGAGCUUGAGCCUUUGGGCCCUCAUUUUAUGGAGCUUCACUCAGAUUACCUCAAGCGAGUCGUGCCCAAGGAUCGAUUGCUUUUCUUCGAUAUGAAGGAGGGCUGGGAGCCACUCUGCAAGUUCUUGGACGUUCCCAUCCCCGAAAAGCCUUUCCCUCAAGUCCAUGAUCGGGCCUCGAUGAAGUCCAGCUGGGCUCCGUAUUGGUGGAGAGGCGCUGCAAUCUGGCUAACUAUUCUGGCCGCGGGCUAUGGUCUGAGUCAAGCGGUCUCUUACGCCCGACUUCGGAUGCACUCGUAG